UCCGUCGACGUCGGUGACCUUCUCCCGUCAUUGACGGUGCAGAACGAGAAGGGCGAAGAUGUCGACGUUUCGACGCUCGCAUCGGAGAAAGGUGUUGUCUUGUUCCUGGUGCCCAAAGCCGAUACGCCCGGGUGCACACAACAAGCCUGCGGCUUCCGCGACGUCUACCCGGACUUCACCGCGCUCGGCUUCGACGUCUAUUGCCUCAGCGCGGACUCGCCCUCCGCCCAAACCAAAUGGCAAACCAAAAAAUCCCUCCCCUACCCGCUCCUGUCAGAUCCGAAACGUCAGCUGAUCGGCGCGCUGGGUGCCGCGAACGGGAACAAGACCAAGCGGAGCCAUUUUGUAUUCGAGAAAGGCGGGAAGCUGCUCGACAAGAAGAUUCCCGUUAAGCCCGUUGAUAGCCCUAAGCUAGCGCUAGAGUUUAUCAAGGGUCUGCAGGCAACCGCCGUGUGA
Punctularia strigosozonata HHB-11173 SS5 is the source of this 456-nucleotide messenger RNA. RefSeq names its product peroxiredoxin Q. The record is from RefSeq and is a predicted model, not a curated record. Gene Ontology annotation, molecular function: thioredoxin peroxidase activity. Gene Ontology annotation, cellular component: cytoplasm. Gene Ontology annotation, biological process: cell redox homeostasis; cellular response to oxidative stress. NCBI's taxonomy places the organism in Eukaryota, Fungi, Basidiomycota, Agaricomycetes, Corticiales, Punctulariaceae. The transcript has 4 exons. The annotation marks the transcript as partial.